Lodderomyces pseudojiufengensis is the source of this 903-nucleotide messenger RNA. RefSeq lists its product as uncharacterized. NCBI's taxonomy places the organism in Eukaryota, Fungi, Ascomycota, Pichiomycetes, Serinales, Debaryomycetaceae. Gene Ontology annotation, molecular function: xanthine transmembrane transporter activity. The record is from RefSeq and is a predicted model, not a curated record. The transcript has a single exon. Gene Ontology annotation, cellular component: fungal-type vacuole; membrane. Bases 1 to 903 code for a protein of 300 amino acids. Gene Ontology annotation, biological process: transmembrane transport; xanthine transport.
AUGACGGGGUAUUUUGAUUCAACAACUGUCAAUAGUGCAAAAGCUGUUAGUUUUAUAUGGGUUGAAACUUUUAAAUUAAAAGUUUAUGCACCUGCAAUUUUACCAUUCUUGGCGGUAUAUGUAGUUUUAAUGAUGGAAGCUAUUGGUGAUAUAACUGCUACUUCAGAUGUUUCAAGAUUAGAAGUUGAAGGAGAAAUGUAUGAAUCAAGAAUUCAAGGUGGUGUUUUAGCAGAUGGUUUAAAUGGUAUUAUUGCUGGAUUAAUGACUGUUACUCCAAUGUCAGUUUUUGCUCAAAAUAAUGGUGUUAUUGCAAUUACAAAAUGUGCUAAUAGAACUGUUGGUUAUUGGUGUUGUUUCUUUUUAAUAAUAAUGGGUAUAUUUGCAAAAUUUGCUGCUGCAAUUAUUUCAAUUCCAAAAGCUGCUUUAGGUGGAUUAACAAGUUUCUUAUUCUGUAGUGUUGUUGUUGCUGGUAUAAAGAUUAUUUCAGGUACUGAAUUUUCAAGAAGAGAUAGAUUUGUAUUAACAGCUUCAAUUUUACCAGGUUUAGGUGCAACUUUAGUACCAGAUUGGUUUAGUAAUGUUUUCACUUAUUCUGGUGAUAAUCAUGCAUUAUCGGGAUUUUUUAAUGCUAUCGUUUUAGUCAUGGAAUCAGGAUUUGCAGUUACUGGAUUAUUAGGAGUUAUAUUAAAUUUAAUUUUACCACAAGUUCAUGAUGAUGUUGAAGAAAUUAAUGAAUUAGUAUUAGAAACAGUUGGUUCAACUGAUGAACAUGCAAGAGAACAAUUUGCUAAAAAGGAAGGAAUAACUGUUGAACAGUUGAAAUCUCAAAUAUCAAAUAAUCAUCAAGGUGUAUCUAGUGUUAGAUCGUCUGAUGGUAUACCUGAUUUACCAUAUCAUAAAUAA